Messenger RNA from Cyprinodon tularosa, 2057 nucleotides. It is a transcript of the gene gps2, whose product is annotated as G protein pathway suppressor 2. The transcript has 11 exons. Gene Ontology annotation, molecular function: transcription coregulator activity. Bases 179 to 1171 code for a protein of 330 amino acids. The record is from RefSeq and is a predicted model, not a curated record. Gene Ontology annotation, cellular component: transcription regulator complex. Lineage: Eukaryota; Metazoa; Chordata; Actinopteri; Cyprinodontiformes; Cyprinodontidae. Gene Ontology annotation, biological process: regulation of transcription by RNA polymerase II.
CUUAUGGCUCUGUAGGGGGCGCUAAGCGCCACGGUGCCGUUACCAACUGUUUGAAAAAAGAAAAGAAGAAGUGGAUUUUAUACUAUUUCCGCUUUGAAACGCUAAAAACAAUUGAUAUCUAGGUUCUCAUCAAACGCAUUGCAAAACGACAAAACUGGCCCCUCCACUGCCUGUCACCAUGCCCGCCCUGCUGGAGAGACCGAAGCUGUCCAAUGCGAUGGCCAGAGCCCUGCACAAGCAUAUUAUGAGGGAGAGGGAGCGCAAGAGACAAGAGGAAGAGGAGGUUGACAAAAUGAUGGAGCAGAAGCUGAAGGAAGAGGAGGAGAGGAAGAGGACAAAGGAGAUUGAGGAGAGGAUGUCUUUAGAGGAAACCAAGGAACAGGUAAUGAAGAUGGAGGAGAAACUUCAGGGACUCCAAGAAGAGAAACACCAGCUUUUUUUACAGCUAAAGAAAGUUCUCCAUGAGGAAGAAAAGAGACGCAGGAAGGAGCAGAGUGACAUCACAACGUUGACCUCAGCCAGCUACCAGCCCAGUCUGUCCAUGCAUGCAGGACAGCACCUCCUCAGUAUUCCAGGAAGUCCGGUCAGCCACAGUCGACCUGGCGCCCUGCUCGGAGAGCGAAGCAAACAGCUGUUCCCAGCUUCUGUCAUUCCAGCCCGUCAUUACCAGACCCCUGGGUUCAGCUCCAGCUCAGCAGAGCAUGGACAGUUCAGCGGGAGCCAGGGGGUCCAUGAGUCCUAUGGGGUGGCAGCAUCCCAGCACCCCUCCACCUACGCCCCCGGACCCUCGGUACCCGUUAGCUUCGCCAGCAGUUCUCAGAUCAGAGGGGCCUCUGCAUUUCAAGCAAUGCAGUACCUCCCUCACCAGCAGACUGGAUAUCCGGUUCACAGCCACUUCGCCUCCCAGCCUGGGUACAUCACUGGAGCAUCGAUACCCCUGCAGAAGCAGCUGGAACAUGCCAACCAGCAGUCUGGCUUCACAGAUGCAGGUGCUUUGAGGCCCCUGCACCCCUCCACUAUGCACCCAGCUGCUCCAGGUCUGCUGCCCACACCCAUGGUCCAGAUCCCCACUGCAAAGGCUCCGUUCCAGAGCUCCCCACAGGGUGCCGCUCGACACAACUUCCUAGGCCACAGCCAGAGUGGGCAGAGGUUCUACCCCCACAGCAAGUAACCUGCGACGACUUUCAUCUUUUCUUCUUUUACGGCAACGUCACCACUUUGAUGGUGCUGGAGAUGGCAUCGGAACCUCUGGUGCAUCACUUUGGAUUUAACAAAAAAAUAAAUAAAAACCUAGAUUGAUUUGUGCCAUAAUGAUAAUUUUUCAGUGUAUAUAGUAUGAAUUCUAUACUCUCCUGGUUUUAUUGUCUUUUAAUCAUUUUUAUUUUCCCAUAACUUUUAAAGAAUAAUUUGCAGAGCUGGCUACAGGCACAGGUAAACUCCCCAUCCACAUGAUUUCUAACAGAAAAAUUGUUAAACUUCAUAUCAGUUCAGAAAGAAGGAGCUUUUCUCUAAUAGUACUGAUAUAAUAAAAUAAGCUACAUUUCUAGGUUGCUACUGGAUGCAUCAUGAAUGAUUGUUAGUAAAAAACCAUCAAGCUGUCAUACAGUGGAUCAAAUAAUGGGUUAUGCUAAACUUAUAUCGAUUAGCGUAACCUUUUAUUUUUGUAUCUUUAUCUCCCUAAGGCAGUAUAGCUUAUGUCAUGGUGCCUCAGCCCAACUGUAAAUGUGACCUCCAAGCCCUACAUAACCUAAGGUCAGCUCUGUUCCUUUUAAACAAGGCUUAUUUUGAAGCCUCUGUGACACUUUCGGUUUUAAACAUGCACUGAACUCUUUUUGUAUCAAAGCUUUCCUGUUUCCUCAUCUAACAGUAAACGGAUAUUUCUAAGGCUUCAAGUGGAUAAAACCACUGAUGCUUGUAGACUUUGUCCAAACACAGAGAUCCUACUGUAAAGCUCUUUCUUAUUGAGUCAAGUUUCUUCUAUCAUCAUCUGCAGCAUUAACCGGCUCAAAGCAUUUGUUUAAUAAUUGCUAAAUAAAGAAUGCAAUCACACCCAUCAA